AAAGGCAUGACCGACAUUCCUUCAUGCAUUAUCUCCUCUUCAUUCACUGAUUACAGGAGUUAUAUGGCGCAUGAAAGGUCGUAAACAUAACUUGUUUUUGUGACAGCACAACCACAGCAUGUGAAGCAAAUCCAACGGGUGGACGACUUUUAAAGGGGGUUACACAACGUUAGUCUCAAAACUUUUACUCGCUUUACGUUAUGUUUUAAAAGCUGGUAUAACUAUACCCUUGAAAUUGGGCAAAGAAUGAAGAACGUCAUUUUAUAAAACUUAAGGCAAACAACGCAGCUAGUCAAACUACUACAGGAGGUGCGUGAGAAUGCCAAAAUAAAGCAGGAAUAUUUCCAUUUAUUUUCAAUAUAAAAGUACCCUGAUCGAGUAAAUACAAAGCAGACAGAGUAGAAAUUUGGGAUGACUUAUUGUAAAAGCUCCGACAAGAAAUCUGAAGCUUAAUGCAUGUCAUUUUUUGCACGGAUAUUAUUUUCACUUGUUGACAUUGGUCAGUUUGUCUGGAAGACAAGAAAGAGGCAGAUUGUAUCUAGUCCCCUUGUUGCUGGGGCACAUUUUAGCGGGAGGCGAAGUGAGCAUUUAUUCCAUUAAAGCAAACGGUGUUACUUUUUUAGCCACUGACUGGAAGACGGAUUUGUUAAUAAGACUUUAAACUGCUGCCAACUUUGGCUUUUGACGCCUGAUGUGCUAGCUGGUUAGCUGUUAGCUAGCUGGACCGCUAACCUCCAGACAGGUUGGAUUUUGGCACAUAAAGGAGAAGCUGGAGCUCCUGGAGGAAGCUUUGCCCUCUUGGCUGCCUCUUCUUCAAUCCACUGUGAGGGAGAUGGCUAAAAAUGCUGGCAGUAGCAGCAUGUUGUGUCCAUACUGUUGAAGGGGGAGUUCCUCUCCCUCCCACCCCCUUUCUCUCUCUCUCUCGCUCUCUCCCAGCUCAGCAUCUCCACUCUCACGAUCAGUAAAUCCACUGGUCUGAUGCUCCAUAGAGCCACCAUCCAGUCCAUCUGAGCCUCUUGUGGGGAGGAUUUCAGUCAUUGCUCCUGUGAGAGUUGGCUUGAAAAAUGCCAUCCAGAAUAGAGCAGCAGUGAUCUGGACCAGAGCCAAAGCAAGAAUGAACAUGUCUGAUGAGUCCUCUUACCAUGAGGAGGUGCUACUGAGUAACUCCACCUGGGGUUACUUCUACAGUUACCAAAACUACACCGUGUCCCCUCCUUUGCUACCAGACAUGACAAGCACCUCCAAACCGGCAGCAUGUGAGCAGGUCCACAUCGCUGUAGAGGUCUUUCUGAUCCUGGGUAUCAUAUCCCUGCUGGAGAACAUCCUGGUCAUCACAGCCAUCAUCAAAAACAAGAACCUCCACUCACCCAUGUACUUCUUCGUCUGCAGUCUGGCAGUCGCAGACAUGUUGGUGAGUGUGUCCAACGCCUGGGAGACCAUCAUUAUUUACCUUCUGAACAACAGACAGCUAGUGGUGGAGGACCACUUCAUCCGGCAAAUGGACAACGUGUUUGACUCCAUGAUCUGCAUCUCUGUCGUUGCAUCAAUGUGCAGCCUACUGGCCAUUGCUGUGGACAGGUACGUCACUAUCUUCUAUGCACUGAGGUACCACAACAUUAUGACAGUGAGGAGAGCUGGCUGCAUUAUCGCAGGAAUCUGGACCUUCUGCACAGGCUGCGGUAUUGUCUUCAUCAUCUACUCAGACACCACCCCCGUGAUCAUCUGUCUGGUCUCCAUGUUCUUCGCCAUGCUACUCAUCAUGGCUUCCCUCUACAGCCACAUGUUCAUGCUGGCCCGUUCGCAUGUCAAGCGCAUUGCCGCCCUGCCUGGCUACAACUCCAUCCACCAGCGGGCCAGCAUGAAGGGGGCCAUCACACUGACCAUCCUGCUGGGGAUCUUCAUUGUCUGCUGGGCUCCAUUCUUCCUGCACCUGAUCCUGAUGAUCUCCUGUCCACGGAACCUCUACUGCGUAUGCUUCAUGUCCCACUUCAACAUGUACCUCAUCCUCAUCAUGUGCAACUCUGUGAUUGACCCGCUCAUCUAUGCCUUCAGGAGUCAGGAGAUGAGGAAGACUUUUAAGGAGAUCAUUUGUUGCUACAGCCUGAGAAACAUCUGCACCAACAUCUGCACUCUGACUGGUCCUGUACAGAACUGCUGUCCCUCCAACUAAAAUGUCGCCACAGCUGUCUGCGAUAGCAAAAAUGGGAGAAAAGGUAUUCGGAGUGAGUUGUCUGAUGUUUAAGAGCUCUUCUCUGGUAAAGGUAAUCCGGGACAGGUUGCAGACGGCUGAGAAAAUGAAGAAAGGCAGUGGCAACAAACACAUGAGAGAGUGCAGCCUAUCUUGAUCAUCAACUUAGAAGCAGCAGCAGAUUAGAAAUUUGACCUUUGAAUCAACCACGGCCAUUUGUAACAGGUUUGUAAACCAAAGACAAAUUACGUCCUUCUGCCAGUAAUGACAGUGUUUUCACAUCAUUUUGGAAGGCAAAACAAACCUCUUUGGUUAUUUGACUGUGAGAACUUACAUCUAAUCCAGAUACAAGUCUUCAAAGUUCACUCAAGGUUAACUGUUGAGCAGAUCAUUUUCUCCUGAUGUAUCUAAUAGACUGAUUGUCCCUUUUGCAGAUUAUUAAUUUGGCUGCUGCUGAAUGGUUGGACAGAUUUAUCUGUCAACAGUCCAUUUUCUGUUGCUGCUGCUCUGUGCCCUGGCUCCCUCCUGUUGCUGCAUUACAGAUAACAAUCAACUUCCUUAAAGUGACAGUAUGUACUGUAAGAUUUGUCAAAUAUUUUUUGGAGAAAUCUAAAACUUAUCUUAAUGUGGAAAUGUGCUGUCGAAGCCUCCUGUGACCAGACUCACUGGACAGCACUGGCAGCAGUGCAGAGGUAUUAGCUUCUAAAG
Messenger RNA from Monopterus albus (swamp eel), 2896 nucleotides. Its product is annotated as melanocortin receptor 5-like. Gene Ontology annotation, biological process: G protein-coupled receptor signaling pathway. The record is from RefSeq and is a predicted model, not a curated record. Gene Ontology annotation, cellular component: membrane. Gene Ontology annotation, molecular function: melanocortin receptor activity. Bases 1115 to 2170 code for a protein of 351 amino acids. NCBI's taxonomy places the organism in Eukaryota, Metazoa, Chordata, Actinopteri, Synbranchiformes, Synbranchidae. The transcript is spliced from 7 exons.